AUGGAGGGGAACACAGAGUUGGUGUUGGACAGUCCGAAGAUUCCACAGGCGUUGGUAGAUGGGGUUCCAUUGCUGAGAAUUACACGUCGAAAGAAGGUACAGAGGAUCUUUAAGGUUGACCUGGAGAAGGCGCUGUUGAUGUGGAGUAACAAGGCGGUCUCGUUGGAUAGGAUUCAACAGAUACGUGUUGGUGAUGAUGCCAGAAACUACCGUGAAGAGUAUGGGGUUUCGAAGAACUAUAACAAUAGAUGGGCAACAAUCCUCUACAAGGACAUAUCCACCGGGAAGUUGAAGACUUUGAAUAUCAUUGCUCCGUCAAGGGCAGAGUUUGAAGUGUUCAUCUCGACGUUGGAUCGUCUUGUUACAAGGAGAAGACAACUGAUGAGAUACUUAUCCAUACCAGAUGAGAACUUUGCACAUAUCCAUUGGAAGAACUAUAUCGAUAAAGAACCACACAGGAAACAGUGCCUAUCGUUUGAAGACAUUGUGAAAUUGACAAAGAGACUGCACAUAAAUUGCGAUGAGGAGCACCUGUUGAGGAUAUUUAACGAUACAGAUUCUAACCAUAAUGGUUCUUUAAACUUUGAGGAGUUUCAAAAAUUCGUUAAACAGCUGAAGCAAAGACCGGAAAUCAUCGGGAUAUUCAAAACCGUGACUAAAACUGAGACCAUAUCGUUUGAACAAUUUGAAGGAUUUGUAUCGAAGGUGCAGAAACAAUCGACCAAGGGCCUCGACAAGAUCUUCACAAGAUUUACGAGAAGUACAGAUGGGGUUAUGACCAUUGACGGGUUUACAGAUUUUCUAUCGUCCACAUACUCUCAAGCGACAGUGGAUUCUUCUGAGGACCUUUCACAUCCAUUUAAUGAAUACUUCAUAUCCUCUUCCCAUAACACAUAUUUGUUGGGACGACAAUUCGGAAAUUCAACAUCGAUUGAGGGCUACAUAAGAGCUUUGCAACGUGGUUGUCGCUCUGUGGAAAUUGAUAUCUGGGAUGGCGAUCACGGACCAGUGGUAUCUCAUGGCAAAAUUACAUCGUCCAUCCCCUUGAGAGAUGUGUUGGAAACUGUUAUGAAAUACGCAUUCAUACUCACACCUUUCCCUUUGUUUUUGUCUUUGGAAGUGCACUGUAAACCUGUUUUUCAACUCAUAGUAAGGGAUCUUUUAGUUGAAAUAUUGGGUGAUGUUUUGGUGACUGAAGCAUCCAUCCAUCACAAGUUUAAGCUUCCGAGCCCUAUGGAUCUAAAACAUAGGAUUCUUGUGAAGGUUAAAAAGACGUCCUUUGAAGACUCAGAUGUCUCACAGAGCUCUUUCUCAUCGAGCUCUGUGACAUCAAGCUCUACAACAACGACUGCACAGGAAGAAGAUGAAGAAGAAUCACAACAGUCAAAGACUAAAAUCAAAAGGAGUAAGAAAUAUUCCCAGAUUAUUCCAGAGCUUGCUGCUUUGGGAGUAUACUCCCAAGGCUUGAAAUUCAUAAACUUUUCUCUUCCAGAGUCUAAGCAACCAAACCAUAUUUUUUCAUUCAGUGACAGAAACUUCCAAAAUAUGAUCAAGGAUCAGGAAAAGAAGUAUUUGAUCCAAAAGCAUAACAGAACUUUCAUGAUGCGUGUAUACCCAGCUGGCUAUAGGUAUAACUCAACGAAUUUCUCACCAAUUAUUCCUUGGACUUUUGGGGUGCAAAUGGUUGCUACUAAUUGGCAAACAUACGAUACAGGCCAACAGGUCAAUGAAGCAAUGUUUGACUGUGGAUCCAAAUGUGGAUAUAAAUUGAAACCUCCGGAGUUGCGAAACAUUGACCCAUUUACGAAAUUUAAGAAUAUCCAAACAAAGCAGUCAUAUGUCAAGUUUUCAAUUGAGAUCAUCUCUGGACAGUUAUUGCCUAGACCCAAAGAACUCAGACCGGAAGAUCCUCUAAGUCCAUUUGUCGUCCUUGAAUUUGUCGAGUCGACCCAAAUUGUUCCAUUAAAGUGUACCGACUUGGACUCAAAUACUGUAACAUAUAUCGAUUCGCCGGUCACCUCUACCAAGUCCAUCAAAUCUAAUGGAUUCAAUCCAUUGUGGAAAUACAAGGUUGAAGGAGUCAUGAAGGAUGCUUAUGGACUCAACUUUAUCAAGUUUUCAGUCAAGACAAGGGAUGUUGCAGUUGCUGUGAACUGCUUUAAACUGGAUAACUUGCAGCAAGGAUAUAGACAUAUCCCACUGCAUGAUUUGCAAGGUGAAGAGUACAUAUUUUCAACCCUCUUUGUCAAGUUAAAUUACGAAACGUUUACGAAGUAA
Williopsis jadinii is the source of this 2277-nucleotide messenger RNA. It is a transcript of the gene PLC1, whose product is annotated as phosphatidylinositol phospholipase C. NCBI's taxonomy places the organism in Eukaryota, Fungi, Ascomycota, Saccharomycetes, Phaffomycetales, Wickerhamomycetaceae. Gene Ontology annotation, molecular function: phosphatidylinositol-4,5-bisphosphate phospholipase C activity; calcium ion binding. The transcript has a single exon. The coding region runs from base 1 to 2277 and encodes 758 amino acids. The record is from RefSeq and is a predicted model, not a curated record. Gene Ontology annotation, biological process: lipid metabolic process; phosphatidylinositol-mediated signaling.